Molecule: messenger RNA, 1029 nt
Organism: Didymosphaeria variabile
Lineage: Eukaryota; Fungi; Ascomycota; Dothideomycetes; Pleosporales; Didymosphaeriaceae
Exons: 2
Coding region: 1-1029 (342 amino acids)
Cellular component (GO): SUMO-targeted ubiquitin ligase complex
Molecular function (GO): ubiquitin-protein transferase activity
Source: RefSeq, a predicted model, not a curated record
AUGCCUGCCGAAGCGCCUAGGCGGUUUCAAGGCGACGGCUUUGACUAUCGCAGGCCGGUGGUCUCCUCUAACAAUGUCAUUGACCUCACAGAUGAGGAUGUGGGGCCGUCAACGACGCCAAGUCAAUCGCAGCAGCCGAGCUUUCGGACAGCACGCCCACCACGCUUUGGACGGGAGAUUAUCGACGUAGAAGAGGAGGCCUCAAGCGGGGCUGCGGAUGGCCCAGACUCCCCGGAAAUACAAUUUGUCUUAGCACGCCGAAUCGAGCCUGCACAACAGCGCACACCCUUCGAACUAGACGAUGACGACGAAGACGAGGUGGAAUUUGUGAGCGAGAACCCGUUACCAGAUUCAGAUAUGCGAAGGAGCAUGACCGACGAGGUUGCAUACCUGCUUGAUGACCCGGCUUAUCGGCCCCGGGUCGAACACUUACGAGAACGAGUGCAGCAGAUGGCAGGCGAUCGCAGGAGGGCCCGGGAUGUGCAGAUAGCCAGGGUGGAACGGAUGUUCGCCGCGGCUCGACGUCAGAGGACUCCCCAUCCACUUAGGGGUGUCCGUGUGCACCCGGCGCAAGUGCGGUUGGAAGCUGGACAGAGGAACACGCCUGCCAGACACAUUCAUGUUGGAUUCAUUGCGCCGGCCUUGAACUUUGGGGCGGUUGGAUUCGACAUGGGAUUUGAAGGCGGACCUGCUCAGGCGCCGCCACCGCCUCCCCCUACAUACAAUGCGCCCGCGUUGGCUCCAGAAGGUUUCACACGGAGUCCGCAAGAGGAGGACGUCCUGUUGUGCCCGAACUGUGAGGAUGAGUUGUGCGCUGGGGACUCGGAUCAGAAACGCCAGGUUUGGCUUGUCAAGGGCUGCGGUCACGUCUACUGCGGCGAGUGCAUGAUGAAUCGCCACAUCAAGAAGAGCGCAAAAGGCAAGGAGAAGCAAGCACCAGCCCGCACGAAGCCGUUUAAGGAAUGUGUGGUGGAGGGCUGUCAGAAGAAGGUGUCGCCCAAGAAUGCUGUGAUCCAGGUUUUCCUGUGA